Molecule: messenger RNA, 2595 nt
Organism: Coffea eugenioides
Lineage: Eukaryota; Viridiplantae; Streptophyta; Magnoliopsida; Gentianales; Rubiaceae
Exons: 3
Coding region: 1-2595 (864 amino acids)
Source: RefSeq, a predicted model, not a curated record
AUGGUUGUUAUGGAGAUGCAGGCAGGAGGUGUCGAUGCGGCUGCGCUACGUCAACAAUUUGGAGACUCAGGUCCCGCUGCUGCUCAUGGACAGACAGACACCAGGGAUGCCGGGGAGAUGCUGUCAGGCAGUGCGGGUGAGGCUGCGUCGACCUGCCAACUCGUAGACCUAAGUGCCGCUGGCCAUGGACUGGUUGAUGGCUCAGAUGGGGUUCCAGCUUUGGAAGACAGGCCUGAAACGGUGACUCCUGCUGAUGCGGAAGUCGGCUCAGCGGAGGAGAGGCAGCCUCCUCUCCCCACUUCGGCUGGGAUGGGCAAGCCGUAUUUUUCAUCGUUUGAGGACUCACGGUUGAUAGCACCUGCUUUGGUGGCUGCCGAGGGUAGUGAUGAUGUGAUGAUUGAGGAGGAGGUUCAGCUGCCGAUGGUUGGGGAACAGGUUGUUGUGCCUAGUGAGGUGGCCAUGGAAGAGGAGGAGGGUAGUGUGGUGCGGCUGCCCACCACGGCGGGCAAUCUUCUCCUCGGGGACAACCCUUUGUGGAGGUGGUGCUACCAUGCAUUUCGAAUGAGGCCCAGUGCGUGCGGGAUAACUCACUCCAGGUGGUUCGAAAGCACAAGGGGUACUCUAUCGCUCCAUCUGAUAGAACACUCCGGUCUACCACGACCAGGUCACGGAAUUCCUUCCAUGCGUUGUCUCAUGAUUAACGCUCUCUUCUGGAAUAUAAGAGGUUUGUCUAAACCCUCUUACUUUAGGCGUCUCAAGAUGCUUGACAGGCAAUAUCAUAUUCAGUUUUUUGUGCUUUGUGAAACUCGUGCUAACCCCAUGCUAGCUAAAGAUUUUCGGCAAAAGCUCCGUUUUGAUCAUGUAGUUUAUAAUUCUUCUAGUUCUCUCUGGUUAUUUUACAAUGAUCCUUUCAAUCUGGUAUUAGUGGGGGAGGGGGAGCAAUAUUUCUCCUUCCUCGCCCACCAUAGUUCCCUCCCUACCCCUGUGACGGUCUCCUUUGCCCAUGCAUUGUGCACGGGGGAGGGGAGACGGGAAUUGUGGAGCGGUUUGUUGCUAGAUAGGCCCUCUCAGGGGCCGUGGCUGGUGGGCGGGGAUUUUAAUGUGGUGGUGGAGGCGGGGGAGAAGAAGGGAGGCAGGGCUUUCCGUUUGUCUGAGGCUAUUGAUUUUUUGGAGUUUAUGUCUUCUGCGAAACUCUUUGACGCUGGGUUGUCGAUCUCGGUUUCUCAUCUUGCUAGGGAUCCAUCUGAUCACUCGCCCCUCUUGCUCUCUGUUGCUACACGGGUUGAUGGGAAGCCACGGUCAUUCCGAUUUAUAAAUGCGUGGACCUCUCACGCUAAUUUUAGGGGUGUAGUGCAGGCCUCCUGGCAACAAGGGUGUGUCGGCUCUCCUAUUCAAAUAGUUUGCACCAAGUUGGCCCGCUUGAAGACGGAUAUUAAGGUAUGGAAUAAGCAAUGCUUCAAAGAUAUUUUUGCAAACACUCGGAAGGCUGAGGAGGCCAAAGCGCAAGUUCGUUGGCUCGACUUGGGCGACAAGAAUACAAAGUUUUUCCACGCAGUUGUCAAGCAGAGGCGAUUACAAUCAGUAAUUCAUCGAAUUCAAGAUGGGCAGGGUAAUUGGUUAACAGCGGAGGAUGACAUCGGUGCAGAGUCGGUUCGGUAUUUCUCUUCACUCUUUUCGGCGGAGUCCACUUCGUCCUGGGAUUUGUCAUCCGUUAUUCCCAAGCUCCUCCAGCCGGCCGACCAUGAUAAGUUGGAGGAGGUCCCAACAAUGGAGGAGGUAAGGCGUGUGAUCUUCAGUAUGGACGGGGAUAGUGCGGCUAGUCCUGAUGGGUUUUCUGGAAAAUUUUUCACCUUUGCUUGGGAAAUAAUUGCUCAGGACAUAUAUAGUGCGGUGGUUAGCUUCUUCUGUGGAGCGGAGUUGCCGCGGAGGGUCACUGCUACGUUACUUGUGCUCAUUCCCAAGGUGCAGAACCCAAGCUCUUUUGCUCAGUUUCGGGCCAUAAGCCUGUGUAACUUCCUAAAUAAGGUCUUGUCGCGGAUCCUUGCUGAGAGAUUGGCCACUCUCUUGCCCCGCAUUAUAUCCCCUAAUGAAAGUGGGUUUGUCCGAGGUCGUCAAAUUUCGGAUAACUUCCUACUGGCGCAGGAGGUGCUUACGGGUAUGGGACGAAAGAAUAGGGGGGGAAAUGUUGAUUUGAAAUUGGAUAUGGCAAAGGCUUACGAUAGGGUGUCGUGGGUCUAUCUGGUUAAUGUCCUUCGUGCUUUUGGGUUUGGUGAAAGGUGGAUAGACAUGGUUUGGUGGUUGGUUUCCAACCCUUGGUUUUCUGUUCUCAUUAAUGGGGUGCCGUGUGGCUUUUUCCCUGCUUCACGAGGGCUCGGGCAGGGGAACCCUCUAUCCCCUUCCUUGUUUAUCUUGGGUGCGGAGGUCCUGUCUCGCCUGUUAAACCAACUUCAUUUGCAUCCUGGGUUUGGUGGCUUCAAAGUUCCUAGGGCUUGCCCUCCCAUUACCCAUCUAGGGUUUGCCGAUGACAUCCUUAUCUUUUCUAGUGCAGCGGCGUCCUCUUUAAAGUUGUUAAUGGUGUCUCGGGCCAGCGGAUAA